This is a messenger RNA of Aspergillus piperis CBS 112811, 1442 nucleotides long. RefSeq lists its product as uncharacterized. Gene Ontology annotation, molecular function: DNA binding; zinc ion binding. The coding region runs from base 254 to 1240 and encodes 328 amino acids. NCBI's taxonomy places the organism in Eukaryota, Fungi, Ascomycota, Eurotiomycetes, Eurotiales, Aspergillaceae. The transcript is spliced from 5 exons. The record is from RefSeq and is a predicted model, not a curated record.
CUCCCUCUUCUUUCUCCCCUCGCUUUUCUCUAUUUAUCCCCAUUUAUCUCCCAUCUUCCCCUUCUCUUCAUUUCCAUCUUUUCCUGUGUUGUCUCUUCUUCGUUGCGUCGGUGAAAUCCCUAGGUUAUAAAUACACUCUUCGACCCCGGGCGCGAUCGCACCCAUAAAUCUUGGUUCCCUCUCAACACGCAAACUUAACUUUCCCGCACGCAGUAUCACCAGCCUUCUCUGCUCCCCGUGGUGCUUUUAAAAUAUGGGUGCCUAUCGUCUCGAGCAAGCCUCAACUGGCCGCGCUGGUUGCAAAAACAAAGAAUGUAAAGACCAGGGUAUCAAAAUCCUCAAGGGUGAGUUGCGCCAUGGCUCGUGGGUUGAUACCGAACGCUUUCAGAGCUACUUCUGGCGUCACUGGGGCUGCGUCACCCCCAAGAUCAUUGCUAAUAUGGUCGAAACGGUUGGUGAAGAGGGCGAGAGGGACUGGUCGGCCUUGGAUGGCUACGACGAGCUCCCUGAGGACCUGCAGGAGAAGGUUCGCAGGGCGAUAGAGCAGGGCCAUGUCGAUGAUGAGGACUGGAAGGGGGAUGUCGAACUCAAUCGGCCUGGAAAGACGGGCUUCCGGAAGCGUGUGACUAAGAAGGAUAAUGACGAAACCCAGGAGGAAUCCACCCCCAAGAAGGCCACGCCUCAGAGUAAGAAGCGCGCUCGCGCUGAGCCCAAGGAGGUGUCCGGCUCUGAAGCUGAGGCAGAGGACACCAAGGAGAAGCCCAAGACUAAGAAGGCCACUCCCCAGACCAAGAAGCGUGCUCGUGCUGAGCCUAAGAAGGAAGCCGAUUCUGACGCUGAAGUAGAGGCUACUAAAGAGACGCCCAAGGCCAAGAAGGCUACUCCCCAGACCAAGAAGCGUACUAAAGCUGGAGCCGAAGCCGACGCUGAUGAAGCUAAAGAAACGCCCAAGACUAAGAAGCCCCGUAAGAACAGUGCUGCCUCCAAGCAAGCACCUGUCGAGGAUGAAGAGUCUGAUGCUCCUCUUGUCGAAACGAAUAAGAAGCCAGCCGCCACCAAGGGCAAACGUGGCAAAGCUGCUGCUGCUCCUGCCGCUGCGGAGCCCGCCACUACUCGUCCCACCAGGGGCAGACCCGCAACAAAGAAGAAGCAAGCCCCCGUUGCUGACGAUGAGGGUGAAGCUGAGCCUGAGCCGGCCGAGAAGCCGAAGCGGACAUACAAGAAGAGAAAGUCUACCUGAAGAAUUGGUGACGUCUCUGAACUGAGGUAUUAGUGCGCUGGUCAUGUAAAGGAAGGUGUGAAGGGGGUGCUUUAUCUCGGUUUAUGCUAUCAUUUACCUUUCUUUCAUAUGUCGUGUCUUCUAAUUUUUAUUUUCUCUCCUGUUAUGUGCUACCUGUGACAUUGUUAUCGGCGUCAACUUUGUGCAUUUCUACACUGUCACU